Messenger RNA from Acanthosepion pharaonis, 474 nucleotides. NCBI's taxonomy places the organism in Eukaryota, Metazoa, Mollusca, Cephalopoda, Sepiida, Sepiidae. The record is from the annotation of a GenBank genome assembly.
AUGAUUUCUUUGAUUCUCAUGAUUUAUAUCAUUCCGUUCUAUUUAUCUAUCUUUCUUUCCGUUCAUAUCUAUCUAUCUAUCUAUCUAUCUAUCUAUCUAUCUAUCUAUCUAUCUAUCUAUCUACAAGUGGCUACCUAUGCUCUGAUAUCUAUCGCUGUAUCUAUCUAUCUAUCUAUCUAUCUAUCUAUCUAUCUAUCUAUCUAUCUAUCUAUAACAAACAAAGAACUGUACCAGUUAACAGUAACCACAUCAGAAAUGUCUACUCUUGCCAUUAUCUAUCUAUCUAUCUAUCUAUCUAUCUAUCUAUCUAUCUAUCUAUCUAUUUUAGUCUUUUCAUUAUCUAUAUAUCUUAAGCUUUUUAUUAUCUAUCCAUCUUACUAUUUUCAUUAUCUAUCUAUCUAUCUAUCUAUCUAUCUAUCUAUCUAUCUAUCUAUCUAUCAUGUUAAUAUAUUCGCAUCUAUCUUUUGUUAUUAA